AUGGUAGAUGAUUCGAGCGAGAAAGCUCACUACGAUGAUGCCGCCUCCACGGGCUCUUCAAGCUCAACAAGUCGACCAUCUACGCGUGGAUCAACAGAGCGUACACCUACACCUUCAGAUAUCGAGAAGUCACCUGAUAUCAUAUUCCCCACGCCGGCAAUAGAGCCUACCACAACCAGAAGCUCUACAAGGUCUCAACAUCCAGACUUUGAAGUUGAUUGGGCUGAGAACGAUCCGGGAAACCCUAUCAAUUGGUCGUCGCGGUACAAAGCCACAGCGACAGCUCUCGUAGCAUGGAGUACCUUGGUUGUGGUUGUGUACUCGACGAGCUAUACAAGUGGUUUGUAUGGUAUGAUGAAGGAUUUCCAAAUUGAUAGUGAGCCGGUCGUCACGUUGGGGAUCACUACAUACCUGGUUGGUCUUGCCAUUGGGUCUAUGUUCCUCGCACCUUUAUCCGAAAUGUAUGGAAGAAAGCCAAUAUACGUCAUCGCCAUGUCCCUCUUCACACUAUUAAUCAUCCCGUGUGGCCUUGCUACAUCUUUGCCGGAGGUCAUCGUUGUGCGCUUCAUUGGCUCUCUUGCCGGGGCUUCUAUGAUCGCAAACUCCCCGGGCACCGUCAGUGACAUUUCGACGGAGAAGAAUCGUGCACUAUUCUUCUCCAUUUGGUCCAUCGGUCCAUUGAAUGGGCCUACAUUUGGUCCUAUCAUCGGCGGCUUUGCGACCCAAUAUUUGGGUUGGAGAUUCACUAAUUGGAUCGUCAUGAUGAUGGCUGGCACUAGUGUUCUGGCUAUGAUUCUUCUAAGUGAGACUUACCCGCCAGUCUUGCUUCAAAGGAAAGCAGCAAAUCUACGCAAAGACACUGGGGACGAGAGAUACUGGUGUCGGUACGAUAAUAGAAAACAGUCAUUUUUGCAGGUUCUGGGGGUGAACCUCAAGCGGCCGUUUGUCAUGUUGUUCACCGAGCCUAUCUGUAUCUUCUGGGAUCUUUAUGUGUCAGUUAUUUACGGCAUAUUAUAUCUAUGCUAUGUUGCAUAUCCGAUAGUCUUUACCGAGAUUCGAGGCUGGUCCCUAAGUUUCACUGGGCUUUCUUUCACUGGAAUCGGUAUCGGGUGCUUUAUCACCAUAUUAUGUGAGCCACUCAUACGACGUAUGAUAGAAUCGCAUAGGAAAGAUCUAUCGACUGGGAAAGUGCCACCAGAGGCUAUGGUCAGCGUGAUCUGUAUCGCCGCGGUCUUAUGCCCAGUCGGAGAAAUCUGGUUUGCUUGGACUUGCUUACCACCUGUGCACUGGAGCCUUCCAAUUGUAGCUGGCAUACCGUUUGGGGCUGGUAAUACGGCAGUCUUCAUCUAUGCUGUCAAUUACCUGGCCCACAGCUAUGGCAUCUAUGCUGCCUCCGCUUUGGCGGGUAAUUCUUUAAUACGAUCGCUUUGCGGUGGCGGCCUUCCUUUGGCAGGUGCCAAGAUGUACUCCACGUUAAACGCACAUUGGGCGGGCACGUUACUUGGAUUGCUUCAAGUGUCCCUGAUUCCAAUCCCUGUGAUCUUUUACAAAUACGGGCACAAGAUACGCAUGAAAAGUGCUCUCAUCCAAGAAAUGCAGAGAGAGCGGGAAAGGCUAGAACAGAAGCGGGUGUCGAGGAUGGAAAAAGCGGACAGAGAACGAAAGGAAGUGGAGACUGCUAUGAUAAAAGUCGAGAGUAAUAGGUUUUGA
Molecule: messenger RNA, 1710 nt
Organism: Bacidia gigantensis
Lineage: Eukaryota; Fungi; Ascomycota; Lecanoromycetes; Lecanorales; Ramalinaceae
Exons: 6
Coding region: 1-1710 (569 amino acids)
Biological process (GO): transmembrane transport
Cellular component (GO): membrane
Molecular function (GO): transmembrane transporter activity
Source: RefSeq, a predicted model, not a curated record